GUCUGUUCACGUGAUAAAACAGAGAAGGAAGCGAGCAAAAGUACGUCGAGAGGAGAAAUCAUGCCCUCGAAGGAAUAUUAUAAUGUCACGCCGGAACAACGUGAGAUUUCGUUAUGGAGAGACGCUAAACGCAGAGAAUUGCGCGAAUUAUAUCUGAAAGAUUCGGGACACCCGACUAAAAGCCUCCUGUUCGAUACAGGAAUAUACAGAUUUGCCGCAGCGAAAUCGUCGAUAGAACAGUUUUUUGUACCUACACUAGUAAAUUACAUUACAAGAGUGGGAUUUGUUGUGGGUUCUAUUGUCUUCACUGCGAUGUUGAUCAAAAAAAGAAAGGAUGCUCGAGAACAUUUAUAUCGUACCGGACAAGUCAGUUAUAGGGACAGAGAUUUUAAAUUUGUCUAAAAUAUUAGAUGCAUAAUUAUUUAGCAAAACAUAAAUACAGUUGUGAUAGAGAUUACUUACAAAGCCGCAGUCGCAAAGUACAGCUUCCACAAUACCAGCAACGAAGGAGGCACAGUUCAAGCUUCCCUUGUCUUUAGGCACCGAUACGAAUUUGUUUACCAAGGAUUCCUUCUCGAUGAUGUAAUAUGUACGCUCAUCAUCGUUGGCGUGUUCCAGCUUGUCGGCCUCCCGGCCGAAUAGGGACUUCCACAUUGUACUUUUGAUGAA
Molecule: messenger RNA, 669 nt
Organism: Cataglyphis hispanica
Lineage: Eukaryota; Metazoa; Arthropoda; Insecta; Hymenoptera; Formicidae
Gene: ND-B15
Exons: 4
Coding region: 61-402 (113 amino acids)
Cellular component (GO): mitochondrion
Source: RefSeq, a predicted model, not a curated record